GCACUGAUGGGAACCGCAAACCAAAGCACUGCAAAGAUGAAAACAAACUUUGUGCCCAGGGUGAAUCAGCUCGACUCCAUACAGCUCGACAAUGAGAUAACAAACCUUCUGCGGCAGCAGAUACAAAACGUUCUGCAGGUCCUACCGCCCGGUUUAUUAAGCCACCUGCAGCCGGAGAUCAAUUUUGUGUUAAAUUCGGCACUGUGGAACUAUUCGAUUCGCACUUCAUACGCUACCUUUGGACAGCAGAUGCUCUCAAUUACCUACGAGAAGGAUCAACUACCGGUGGAAAAGUUAGCAUUCCAUUACUUUCUAACUACAGCCUUACCAUACGCCAAAGAAAUCUGCCAGUAUCGUUUAACCAGCUGGUCACGGCUGCAAAAGCUGGUACAACUGGCAGAGAAUGCUCUGGUUCUGUUUAAUCUGGUGAACUUUUUUAAAUUUCUACGAUCGGGUACAAGACCCUCGCUGGUGGACUGUCUGUUGCGUAUCAACCAUCGGUCGUUGGAUGGAGCAAAGCGUAGGAAUAUCGGUUACUCGUAUAUGACGCGCGAGUUGGUUUGGGCUGGCUUUAUGGAGCUGCUCGGAUUCACCAUUCCCUUCGUAAACUAUCAUGCAUUGAAGCGAAAAAUUAGAAAUUUGUUACGGCUCGAAACGGCACAUCGGCAAGACGAACGGGUUGAACUGAACACGGAGACAAAAUGUGCGUACUGCAAUGAACGAGUAAUUCUUCCACAUCACAUGGGCUGCAGGCAUGUGUUUUGUUACCUGUGCUUAAAGGGUAACCAGCUAGCUGAUGCUGGAUUCCAGUGCAAUGUGUGUGAUUAUCGAAGUGACACAUUUAGGAAGGUUGUAGUUUUGUAA
Messenger RNA from Anopheles marshallii, 864 nucleotides. RefSeq names its product peroxisome biogenesis factor 2 (gene Pex2). Gene Ontology annotation, cellular component: peroxisomal membrane. Gene Ontology annotation, molecular function: zinc ion binding. The coding region runs from base 7 to 864 and encodes 285 amino acids. The record is from RefSeq and is a predicted model, not a curated record. NCBI's taxonomy places the organism in Eukaryota, Metazoa, Arthropoda, Insecta, Diptera, Culicidae. The transcript has 3 exons. Gene Ontology annotation, biological process: protein import into peroxisome matrix.